AUGGUUCCUGGACAGAGGGAAGCAAGGGCUCAGAUGUCGGUAACAUUCACGGAUAUAUCUGUGCUCUUUACACGGGCUGAGUGGAGAAAACUGGAUCAUUCUCAGAGGAACUUGUACCGAGAUGUGAUGCUGGAGAACUAUAGCAACCUGGUCUCUUUGGGACCUUCAUUUUCUAAGCCAAAAGUCAUCUCCCUGUUGCAACAAGGAGAAGAGCCCUGGAAGAUAGAGAAAGAAAAUACUGGCGGUUCCUCACUAGGUAACAAGAACAAUACAAAACCCACAAAGUCAACUCAGACACAAGAUUUAUCAUUUCGGGGACUGAUAAUAAAAAAGUCUGAAAGGAAUGAACGCAAGUACUUCAAAUCAGAAAACCCCUAUAUUUAUGAAGACACAUUAAAGAAACAACCUAAUAAAAAAGAAGAUUUUAAAAUUAUUUCAGUAACUCACAAAAAAAUCCUUACUAUAGAAAGAAUCCAUAAAAAUAUUGAGUUUGGCCAAAAUUUCAAUCUCAAGUCAGACAUUGUUACACAGGAAAUGUUAAUUAGGGAAAAGUUAUCCUUAAAAUGUGAAGCACAAGUAAAUAGUUUCAAAAAGCAUUCAAAGUUGCAUAAUCAACAAAAAAUCAGCACAACAGAAAAGCGAUAUAAAUGUAAUAUAUGUGAGAAAACUUUCACUAACAAUUCAUCUCUUCGUAAACAUCUGAAAAACCAUACUGGAGAGAAAUUAUUUAAAUGUAAAGAAUGCCUGAAAGCCUUCAGCCAGAGUUCAGCUCUUAUUCAGCAUCAAAUAACGCAUACUGGAGAGAAACCCUAUGUAUGUAAAGAAUGUGGGAAAGCCUUCACUCUAAGUACAUCCCUUUAUAAACAUGUGAGAACCCAUACUGUGGAGAAAAGCUAUAGGUGUAAAGAAUGUGGUAAAUCCUUCGGUCUAAGGUCAGGGCUUUUUAUACAUCAGAAAGUUCAUGCUCAAGAAAAUCCCUGUAAAUAUAACCCAGGUAGGAAAUCAUCCCUUCCUGGAUGUCAGAGAAUUCAUUCUAGAAAGAAAUCAUAUUUAUGUAAUGAAUGUGGAAAUACCUUUAAGUCUAGCUCAUCUCUUCGUUACCACCAGAGAAUUCACACUGGAGAGAAACCUUUUAAAUGUAGUGAAUGUGGAAGAGCCUUCAGUCAGAGUGCAUCUCUUAUACAACAUGAGAGAAUUCACACUGGAGAAAAACCUUACAGGUGUAAUGAAUGUGGAAAAGGCUUCACUUCAAUUUCACGACUUAAUAGGCAUCGGAUAAUUCAUACUGGUGAGAAAUUUUAUAAUUGUAGUGAAUGUGGUAAAGCUUUAAGUUCUCACUCAACACUUAUUAUUCAUGAGAGAAUUCAUACUGGUGAGAAACCGUGUAAAUGUAAAGUGUGUGGGAAAGCUUUCAGACAAAGUUCAGCUCUCAUUCAGCAUCAGAGAAUGCAUACUGGAGAAAGACCCUAUAAAUGUCAUGAAUGUGAGAAAACAUUCAGGUGUAACUCAUCCCUUAGUAAUCAUCAGAGAAUUCAUACUGGAGAAAAACCAUAUCGGUGUCAGGAAUGUGGAAUAUCUUUUGGCCAAAGUUCAGCUCUUAUUCAGCAUCGGAGAAUUCACACAGGUGAAAAACCAUUUGAAUGUAAUAUGUGUGGGAAAACUUUUAGGCAAAGCUCAUCCCGUAUUGCCCAUCAGAGGAUUCAUACUGGAGAGAAACCCUAUGAAUGUAAUACAUGUGGGAAACUCUUCAAUCACAGAUCAUCCCUUACUAAUCAUUAUAAAAUUCAUAUUGAGGAGAACCCAUAG
Molecule: messenger RNA, 1806 nt
Organism: Elephantulus edwardii (Cape elephant shrew)
Lineage: Eukaryota; Metazoa; Chordata; Mammalia; Macroscelidea; Macroscelididae
Gene: ZNF354A
Product: zinc finger protein 354A
Exons: 5
Coding region: 1-1806 (601 amino acids)
Biological process (GO): regulation of DNA-templated transcription
Source: RefSeq, a predicted model, not a curated record